AGUGCAUACACCUGCCGCCGCUGACAGGAGCACAGCCACAGGCGCCGGGGUAAUAAUAACCCAGCAGCAGCUCCCGCAGCUACCCGGGCUGCUCUCGCCGCCGGUACAUCACCAGGGCAGCGCACAUUUCCCGGGGAGGUAAUAUAUGGGGACACCCCUCCGCGCGGCUCCGUACUCGUCCUCGGCUAGACCACGGUAACAUGGCUUCGUCCACUCCCGCCAGAAGCACGACUUGGGCAGCCCCCGGUGGAGCCCCAUCCCCGGGCAGUCCCACCCGCCUGAGCCGCAUACAGGAGAAAGAGGAGCUGCGGCACCUGAAUGACCGCCUGGCCGCUUACAUCGAGCGGGUGAGGUCGCUGGAGGCGGACAAGUCGCUGCUGAGGCUGCAGCUGGAUGAGAAGGAGGAGGUCACCACCCGGGAGGUGUCCAACCUCCGCCUGCUCUACGAGACCGAGCUCGCCGACGCCCGCAAGCUGCUGGACCACACGGCUAACGAGAGGGCCCGGCUGCAGGUGGAACUCGGCAAGGUCCGGGAGGAGCUGCGACAGCUGCAGGCCAGAAAUGGCAAAAAAGAAGCAGAUUUAAGUCUGGCUCAAAAUCAGUUGCGAGAUGUGGAAGCAAAGCUCAACUCAAAGGAAGCGGAGCUGACUACUGCGCUACGUGCCAGAAGAAGUGUAGAAGAGCAGUUGCAAGAUCUGAAGGCACAAAUUGCUGAACUUGAAUCCUCAUUAAAAGACACCACAAAACAGCUGCAUGAUGAAAUGCUAUGGAGAGUUGACUUGGAAAAUAAAAUGCAAACUCUUAAGGAGCAACUGGAUUUUGAAAAAAAUGUACAUACUCAGGAGGUGAGCGAGAUGAGGAAACGUCAUGAUACCAGGAUUGUAGAAAUAGAUUCUGGUCGCAGGAUAGAAUUUGAGAGCAAACUAGCUGAAGCCCUCCAAGACCUGAGGAAAGACCAUGAGCAACAAAUCCAGGAGUACAAGGAACAGCUGGAGAAGACCUUUAGCGCAAAGUUGGAGAAUGCACAGCUUGCAGCGGCUAAGAACAGCGAUUAUGCGAAUGCAACCAGAGAAGAGAUCAUGUCUACACAACUCAGGAUGGACAUGUUAGCGUCACAGCUGAGCCAGUGUCAAAAGCAGAACUCUGCACUAGAGAACAAGGUGAGAGAGUUCCAAGAGAUGAUGGAUCGUACAAAAGAACUGCACCGAAGGCAAAUGUCUGAGAAGGACAGAGAGGUAUCUGAGAUGAGACACCAAUUGCAGGCACAAUUGGAAGAAUAUGAGCAAUUAUUGGAUGUGAAGCUCGCUUUAGAUAUGGAAAUAAAUGCCUACAGGAAAAUGUUGGAAGGAGAAGAGCAGAGGCUAAAGCUGUCGCCUAGUCCUGCUCAAAGAACAACAAGAGUUUCUCGGACAAGCUCAAGUCAAAGAAGCCGUGUAGAGCGGGGAAAGAAGAGAAAGUUAGAGGAAACUGAGAGUGAAGUGAGCCGACCGGGGUAUAAGAUCAUUCAGGAGGCCUCCUCUGUAGGACCAGUAUCUAUAGAAGAAAUAGACCCGGAAGGGAAGUACUUACGGCUUGUGAACAAUUCAGAGGAGGAUCAACACCUAAAUGGCUGGACUAUUAGAAGACAGCAUGGAAGCCUGCCGGAAAUUGGUUAUAAGCUCCCUUGCCGCUAUACCCUGAAAGCUGGACAGCAUGUUACUAUAUGGGCAGCAGGUGCAGGAGCUGUUCACAAUCCUCCCUUCGACUUGGUCUGGAAAUCCCAAAAGUCCUGGGGAACAGGGGACGAUGUAAAAGUUACACUUUUGGAUACCACUGGGGAGGAAUGUGCUGAACGAACCUUGUUUAGAAUAAGAAAAGAUGAAGGUGAAACUGAUGAGGAGUUACUUGAUGAGGAAUUAUCUGAAUUCCGUUCCAAGCCCAAAAGAAAGAAAAAGAAGUGUUGCCUAGUGUCCUGAUAGAGCAGGCGCUGCAGGCCCAGCAGACAGUAGAUCCUAGCUGUUCCGUAAUGUAACUGCAGCUCCUGAUGAAGCAGAAUCAGGCGGACUCCUGUGUGCCCUACUUCAAACAGAGAAUUGAGUUAUUUUUAUCAUUUGUUUGGGGGGUGGCCUGUGGGAGACUGUUACCAUUGCACCUUGAAAGCUAAAGGACUAUAGUCUUGAAUAGAGUAGUUUAUUUUACAGAUAGCCUUCAAAAGAGAGACUUGAACAGCACAAUUUUGCACAUGUGGAUAAGAGAAGGUUUGCGAUGAGCCUUGUUUAUUUUGUGGGAUAUUAAGGUGCUAUGGGAAAGUGAUUUAUAUUUUAUUUGAGUUUAAAUGCUGUUACGUUAUAGUCGUUAUUCUCAUACUGCACAUUGUCAUAAACACUUGAGAUUUCUCAUGUGGAGAUAUUAAGCAUUUAAUUAUUCCACGAAUUGUCUUUUUUUUUAUUUUAUUUGUUAAUUCUUGUUUAACUAGGCUGACCAUACUAUCUCUUUAAACUGGGACACAUGAAUUAUACAGGUUCUGAGGCUGACUUAAUUCAAGCCAGCAUUUCAAGUGGUUUUAAUCAGCCAUAGAACCUAUGUAAUUCACGAGUCUCCCAGUUUAAAGGAAUAGUAUGGUAAGCCUAGGUAUAAUAUAUAUAUAUAAAACAAAACCGUAUCCAAUGUCUAUAAAGCAGCAAUUAUUAGUCUUGCUUGCAGAUAGGUUUGCACUUUAAUGUUUCUUUUGAUAAGUCUUAAGUUACUGUGUUUGAUAUAGAUGGCCAUCUUCCAGGCAACCAGAAAUAUGUCCUGUUAUGUUCAGUUAUGCAUAUCGGUAGUGUGGCGGCUUUCCUUUGCCAGUAAUGUCAGAUAGGAAAAGAGGAACUCUGAACUACCAAAAUACUUUCCAAGUGAAAGUGAUAUUUGAAUAUGUCUUCAAAAGGAGACAAUUGGAUGUGUCUGUAAUAACCGCAAAUGUCCAUAUACAAAUAGGUCAGACUUCUGACAAUUUUCAUGGAGUGUUUCGCCACGGAAUGCCACUAAUCCCAAAAGUUGUUAAUGAGUCUUCUCCUCUCAAUCUGGAGACAUCUUAUUGCACUGGCAAGCGUCCACUUUUGUCGCUUUGCUUGCCAAUCAUUGUGUUAAACCAUUGUAGAUUGUUGCAUAGCAUAGAACCCCCUCAAGAAUAAACACUGACAUAAUAAUGGCAGUCGGGGAACCCCAAAAUGCAUUUUUUUUUUAAAAAGGAAUGAUUUUAGAAAAUGCUUAGCGCUCAAAUCACAAAAUCCUUGUAGUUAUGGCACCUGUCCUAACAUUCUUCUCAUUCUCAACGGAUGAACCCUUUCCUUAGGUGUGAGGCCCGCUCCUAUGUAUAACAUUUUGUCCACCUUUGCUUAUCAGCCAGUGUGGUGGCUAAGAAGUAUAAUGAAUCUGUAGCCACUGUAUAGAAAUUGUAACAAGCAAUGGUGAUAUUAAUAUUUUAAUUUGCACAUUAUGUUAAAUUCUAGUUUUUCAGAUGAAAAAUAAUAAAAUAUUUUGAACUUCA
Pseudophryne corroboree (corroboree frog) is the source of this 3508-nucleotide messenger RNA. Its product is annotated as lamin-L(III)-like. Gene Ontology annotation, cellular component: nuclear lamina; nuclear envelope. Lineage: Eukaryota; Metazoa; Chordata; Amphibia; Anura; Myobatrachidae. The coding region runs from base 201 to 1955 and encodes 584 amino acids. The record is from RefSeq and is a predicted model, not a curated record. Gene Ontology annotation, biological process: nuclear envelope organization; nuclear migration; protein localization to nuclear envelope. Gene Ontology annotation, molecular function: structural constituent of cytoskeleton. The transcript is spliced from 12 exons.